Molecule: messenger RNA, 2184 nt
Organism: Dioscorea cayenensis subsp. rotundata (Guinea yam)
Lineage: Eukaryota; Viridiplantae; Streptophyta; Magnoliopsida; Dioscoreales; Dioscoreaceae
Product: proteinaceous RNase P 2
Exons: 7
Coding region: 128-1801 (557 amino acids)
Biological process (GO): tRNA 5'-leader removal
Molecular function (GO): protein binding; ribonuclease P activity
Source: RefSeq, a predicted model, not a curated record
GCCUUUUAGACGUUGAUCAAAGAAUGAGAAAGUGUAGCCGUUCGAUCCGAUAAAACGAUCAGAUGGGAUGAUAUUAUUAAUUUGAUCACCGCUUUAGGGCUUUUCAAGGGUUUCGCAAUCUUCGGUAAUGGCGAUGGAACCGCCAUCGAAAAAGAAGAAGAAAGGUCACGCUCCGGAAGCUCAAUUCCGGCGAGCUCUCGACACAUGCUCCCGCAACGGCGACCUCAGUGGCGCUCUUGAUCUCUAUCGAGCUGCUAUCUCCAAUGGUACACAUCUCAUCUCAUACCAUUUCAACAACAUCCUCCAUCUCUGCUCUUCCUCCCUUGAAACCCUACCUUCCCCUGAUAAGCCUUCCGCCAUUAGUUCCGGUUUCGAGAUCUUCAACUGCAUGAUCGCUCAUGGCACACUCCCCACCGAGGCCACCAUCACCUCCAUGGCCCGGAUCGCUGCCCACCGAAUCGAAGGUGGUGGGGAUCUCGCUUUCGACCUCGUGAAAACACUGAAAGAAAAGUACGGUGCUUCGCCGAAACUGAGAACCUACGGCCCGGCGCUCUUCUGGUUUUGCAAAAAUUUGGAUGCGGAUAAGGCUUAUGAUGUGGAGAAUCAUAUGGUUCUGAAUGGAAUUUCUCCCGAGGAGCCGGAGAUUGCUGCAUUGUUGGAUGUAAGCGCGAGGUUGGGAAGAGAGGAGAAGGUUUAUGAGUAUCUGCUGAAGUUGAGGGGUUCCGUGGCAUGUGUCUCGAGAUCAACUGCGGAAGUAUUGGAGAGAUGGUUUGGGAGUGAGAGCGCAAGGGAGGUCGGGAGGUUGGGAUGGGAUGUGAGUGCUGUAAGGGAUGCGAUCACAGUGAAUGGAGGAGGUUGGCAUGGACUGGGGUGGCUGGGAAAGGGGAAGUGGAGAGUUUCUUGGGGAAGUGUGGGAUUCGACGGCAGGUGUUCUUGUUGCUCAGAGACACUGGCUUGUGUGGAUAUCACUCAGAAAGAGACCGAGAUGUUUUCUGACUCAGUGGCCUCUCUUGCUAUGUCAAGGGAGACAUGGUCGAAUUUUACAAAUUUUCAGGAUUGGUUGGGCAAACAUGCUGCCUAUGAAGCUAUUGUGGAUGGGGCUAAUGUUGGGCUUUAUCAACAAAAUUUUGCUGACGGUGGAUUCAGUUUGUCUCAGCUUGAUGCCGUUGUUAAUGAGCUAUAUAAAAGAAGCCAUGGGAAAUGGCCACUUGUUAUAUUACAUAAUAAGCGGGUGCGUGUGUUCAUGGAAAAUCCCUCAGCAAAGGAGUUGAUUGAGACUUGGAGAGCUAAGGGAAUAUUAUAUACGACGCCAAGUGGAUCAAAUGAUGAUUGGUAUUGGCUCUAUGCAGCAGUUAGGCUCAAGUGUUUGCUCGUGACUAAUGAUGAAAUGAGAGAUCACAUAUUUGAGCUCCUCGGGAGUAACUUUUUCCCCAAGUGGAAAGAGCGACAUCAGUUAUUAUUCCCCAGAAAGGUUAAAUAUACAUUUGCAAAAGGGGUUUUGGUGCUACAUAUGCCACCCACAUAUUCCUCAGUCAUUCAGGAGUCAGAAACAGGGUCAUGGCACAUUCCCAUAGAGGACAAGAACGCCGAGGAGGGACGGAGACUUUGGUUGUGUGCAACACGAUGUGGGGCAUGUGACAAUGGCUGUGAUGAUAAUCUGCCUGGUGGCAGUUGCCAGAUACUACGGAGCCUGCCUGAAAUGCAGAGUGUUGCUGCAGUGAAACAUGCCAAUGGUGCGCAGCGAUCCGGGUCACCAGAUCAGUCAGAUAAUAAAUCAACUGAUCAACCAGGUGAUAAUUGAUGCCACCAUUAGAUUCCCAUGAUAUUUAUUAUUAUUAGUAGGCUUGUUGUAACCGACCCGUUUGAGAUGAUGGAAAGCCAAUUCAGACAAGCAAUUUGCCACGGAUUCCAACCACCAAACGCCUUAAAAGAGGGGCCGUGUGUUGCCAGGUAAACCUCUUUUAUCUGUUGACCUUAUCUUAUAUUCUUUACUGCCUUGAGGCUUGUAACUUGUAAGCGUCUACGGAUUUUUUCUUCUUUGUUUUCAAAAACUAUGGAAAUUCCAAUAAGUAGUGGUAAGGCUGUGUUGUUUCUAUGGCAAAACAAGCAGCUGUAAAGAGUGAUAUAAGUAGUGGAAAUAAAUAAAUAAAUAAAAAACAUGGGUUUUAUAUGAACAAUUUACAA